GAUUAUUUACAUGAUUCGUGAUUUUCAAGGACAUUACAUUAUUUUAGCACUCCACAUACAGAAUUCUUAAAUAGCUUGAUCGUUACAGGAUAUCCUGCCUUGUACCAUGUAUUUUGUUCACAAACAAUCAAAUGUUUUAAAUAAAAUUUUAACAAACGAGAAACUAUAUGAUAUACAAGUAAAUCAAUUCAGUCAUGAACUACACAUUGCAGAAGAUGUACCUAUAAUUUUAUGGUGGACUCCUUUUGGAAAUGAUGGGAAACUUCGUACAUGUAAAAAUUAUACAUGUUACUUUACAAAAAAUCGAACUUUUCAAUAUCAUCCAAAAAUAAGUAGUUUCCUUUUUUAUGGUAGCAAUUUUAAAAUCAAUGAUUUACCAGAAUGGAAAGCUUCGUGGGGUUUAAUUCAUGAAGAAUCUCCAAGAAAUAAUCCUAUUCUCGUGCAGGAGGAAACCCUAAAUCUUUUUAGAUAUUCUUCAACGUUCAGUAGAUUUAGCGAUGUGCCUCUUACUUUGGUCAAUCUACCUGGAAUUACAGAAUUAUUAGAUAAAAAAUAUUUUAUACCAACUAAACAAAAGACAAGAUUAAUGAAUACAAAGGAUCUUGCACCUUUGCUUUAUAUACAAUCUGACUGUGAUACUGCAAGUAAUAGAGAUAUUUAUGUAGCAGAGUUGAUGAAGUACAUACGUGUCGACUCAUAUGGCACAUGUUUGAAUAAUGCUCAGUUUGAUAGAAGGCUGAGAGAAAAUUACCUCGAAAUAUUAAACAGUGAGGAUUUUCUCUCUUUCAAUGCCAAUUAUAAAUUUACAAUAGCUUUUGAGAAUGCAGUCUGUCAAGAUUAUAUCACGGAAAAGUUAUGGAGGCCUCUUAUAGUUGGAUCUGUACCUAUAUAUUACGGAUCACCAUCAUUCAAGGAUUGGCUUCCCAAUAAUAUGUCUGCUAUUUCAGUACUUGACUUUAAAGAUCCAAAGAGUUUAGCUAGUUUUUUAUAUGACUUGUCUAACAAUGAAACUGAAUAUAAUAAAUAUUUGACACAUAAACUAGUUGACAAUUAUGAAAUUGAAAACCAAAGAUUGAAAAAUGUUUUAGACUGGAGUAAUGAACGGUCUCUAAAAGAAUAUGGGGAUUAUGUAAAUGAAUUCGAAUGUUUUGUUUGUGAAGAUAUACACAAAAUAAACAAGCAAGAAAGAAAAUUUGUUGAUUUAAAACAUUACGAUUGUCCAUUACCAAGACACCCUAUAACGAAUAAAAUUAAUCAUGAUGAUUGGUGGACAAUGCAAUGGAUUAUAGAAAAAUGUGGAGCCAAAGUUCUGGCACAUCACUUGAAAAAUAAUCUUACAAUUAAUGAAGCAAAUUUUAAUAAAAUGAAGAUAGAAUUAUAUACCAAAAAGCAGUGUUAAAAAAUAACAAUUUUUCUAGAUGGUAGCAUUCAAAAAAAUUUAUGGAAAUAGGAAUAGAAUAAGAUAAUGUGUUUAGUAAGUAUUUUAUAUUGUAUAUUUGUAUAGUCUAAUUUGACGAGUAUUCAACAUUAUAAGUAUU
Nomia melanderi (Alkali bee) is the source of this 1538-nucleotide messenger RNA. RefSeq names its product alpha-(1,3)-fucosyltransferase 10 (gene FucTB). Gene Ontology annotation, cellular component: membrane. The record is from RefSeq and is a predicted model, not a curated record. Lineage: Eukaryota; Metazoa; Arthropoda; Insecta; Hymenoptera; Halictidae. Gene Ontology annotation, molecular function: alpha-(1->3)-fucosyltransferase activity.